AUCCACACACACACAACACAGCAGAGAGAUUACUACGAUCCAACAGUUCUAGAGCAAGAGAGAGGAAGACACACCGCAGAGUUAGCAGGCUAAUAACUUGCAGGAGCAGCAGGAAUGGCGGCGACGCGUCGCCUCUCUUGCUUUCUCCUCGCCGUGCUUCUGGCAGGAGUGGCCGCUGCCACCGCCUUCGACGAAGCGGCUGCUGCCGGCUUCGGGCUUGGCCACGGCGCGCGUUUCGCGCGCAAGCAUGGACGUGCUGCCGCUGAGAUGCCCCAGCCGGAGCCACAACCUAAAACUAAGCCGGAGCCCCAUAUGCAGCCACUGCCCCAGCCAGAACCUAAACCGAAACCUAUGCCACAUCCAGAGCCAAAGCCUGAACCUCAACCAAAGCCCAACCCUGAACCUCAACCAAUGCCCAAGCCUCAACCAAAAUCCAAACCAGAGCCAUUGCCUACACCGAAGCCUGAACCUAAGCCCGAACCUAAGCCAGAGCCUAAGCCCGAACCUAAAAUAAAACCAAAGCCAAAACCUGAACCAAAACCAGAGCCUAAGCCAGAGCAUAAACCUGAGCCAAAGCCAGAGCCUAAACCCAAACCGAAACCAGAGCCAAAGCCAGAGCCACAACCAAAACCAGAGCCUAAGCCAGAGCCUAAACCCGAACCGAAACCGGAGCCAAAGCCAGAGCCCCAACCUAAGCCAGAGCCUAAGCCUGAGCCGAAACCAGAACCAAAGCCAGAGCCACAACCAAAGCCUGAGCCUAAACCAGAACCAAAACCAGAGCCAAAGCCAGAGCCUAAGCCCGAACCAAAACCAGAGCCAAAGCCUGAGCCUAAACCCGAACCAAGGCCAGAACCUAAGCCAGAGCCAAAGCCUGAGCCGAAACCGAAACCAGAUCCAAAGCCAGAGCCACAACCAAAGCCAGAGCCUAAGCCAGAACCAAAACCAGAGCCAAAGCCAGAGCCUAAGCCCGAACCAAAACCAGAGCCAAAGCCUGAGCCUAAACCCGAACCAAGACCAGAACCAGAACCAAAGCCAGAGCCUAAACCUGAACCAAAACCGAAACCAGAACCGGAGCCACAACCAAAGCCAGAGCCUAAGCCUGAUCCAAAACCAGAGCCUAAACCCGAACCAAAACCAGAGCCCCAACCAAAACCAGAACCUAAGCCCGAACCAAAACCACAGCCAGAACCUAAGCCCGAGCCCAAACCAAAGCCUGACCCUCCACACAUCCCACCAGCAGCUAUCAACUGAGGAAGUGGCUAUUAACAAUUAUUGUAGUGUUUAAAUAAAAUGCCAUGUUGCAGCGUGCUUUUGUAGGUGCUGCUACUUGUUGUAUCUAUCCUAUCUUUUCUUUGUCAUUUUUUGUAUGUUAUGCUAUUAUAUGAUCUUAGUGCAGUUUAGCUUGUUCCGUGUAUACACGCAUUUAUGCACUCAGUGGGUUUUUGUUAUAUGUUGGUUGUUAUGUAUAUAUGUUCGCUGUUUCGAGCAGCUAACUAACAGAAACCAUUGUUUUAAUACACAAAAGAUGAUUAAAUACA
Zea mays is the source of this 1538-nucleotide messenger RNA. Its product is annotated as proline rich cell wall protein 1. The record is from RefSeq and is marked validated. Lineage: Eukaryota; Viridiplantae; Streptophyta; Magnoliopsida; Poales; Poaceae. The coding region runs from base 115 to 1251 and encodes 378 amino acids. The transcript has a single exon.